This is a messenger RNA of Xyrauchen texanus (razorback sucker), 1572 nucleotides long. RefSeq names its product chromosome 9 C14orf119 homolog (gene c9h14orf119). Bases 166 to 756 code for a protein of 196 amino acids. The transcript has 3 exons. The record is from RefSeq and is a predicted model, not a curated record. Lineage: Eukaryota; Metazoa; Chordata; Actinopteri; Cypriniformes; Catostomidae.
ACUGUCAGACAGCAGAUGCAAUCGGUUUAAUGAACAGCGAGUAGCUCCGUUUGCACUUCCCUGCUUAGCUCAGUCGAUAUCCAUUUCCCCACCUGUUUACCGACGCUGAAAGUCACAACAUGCUUUUUUUCGACGGAAGGUGACAAAUCUAACUGCAACGAGGAAAUGGCUUGGUUCCAUCAGGCUUUCCAAGGCUCAAGCCAACCAGAUGCUUCAAUGAUGCCUCAAAUGGCAGAAGAUCCAUCCCAAACACAAGUCUCCAACUACACAACUACACAGUUAGGAAUGUCUGAUAGACAAGGUUGGUCAAACCUUCCUCCAGUCCCCAUCACAAACUUUCCCUCUGUCUCAGGGGGCAUGGUACCCCAACGUUUGGAAGAACUGUCCUGCACAUCCCUCAACAUGGGGGCAAGAGUAGACCCCAUGCCAUUGUCGUAUGUGACACUUCAGGAGCAGCGAUGUGCGCUCAGUUGGUUUUUGGGAUGGAAUCCUGCUCAGAAGGAACGCUUUCUGGAAGAUUUGAUCUCAAAGGCUGUGCCUGGAAAGGUCUCCAGUUUAUUGGAUCAGCUCAACACAUUACAGGUGAAUGAUCGCCCACCCAACAUUUUUGAAUGCCAGUUAAGGCUGUGGACACAGUGGUUCGAGUCAUGGAGUGAAGAGGAAAGAAAUGCCUUUUUAAACAGUUUAGAGGAGAAGGACCCUGUCUUUGUUGCUUACUUCUAUAGCCGGGUUGCUGGAACAGCAGGCAGAGAUUAGAAAAGGCCCACUCUUCAAAGGGAAAUUGAAAUCCAGUCUUCUAUAGACUGUUAUACUGGUGUAGGCUAUUUGAACAUCUAUGCACCUAAGAUAUUCUUCCUUAGUUCAAGGAGGAACUGUUGACACUUAAAGGAAUAUUCAGGGUCCAAUGCAAGUUAUGAUCAAUCAACAGCAUUUGUGGCAUAAUGCUGAUUACUUGUCAUUCCUUUAAAAAAAACAAAAGCAGCAAAAAUCUGGGAUACAGUGAAAAAAAUCACAAUAAAAAGUGAAUGACAAUCCAUAAAGGUUCAAAAUCUUACUGUUCCAUAUGUAUAGUCACAAGACAUACACAAAAUGAGUGUUAACAUGAUUAUAGUGUGAUAAAUUCACUUACUAAACUUUUCUGUGUAAAGUCAUAGCCAAUUUCUUUAACACUAUAAACCCUAAUAUGACCGUGUUAAUGACAGUUUAAACAACUUUACAGCUAAAAUAAUGCAUGUGUUUACAGAAUUAAAGAAAGUGCUUUUAUAAAAUUAUACGUUUCACAUUUCUGCAUUUAAACCCUCGCUUCCAUUUUAAGAGCCUCACUGAAACCUAAAUUUUUGCUCAUAAAGACAAGGAGGGACAAGUAGAAAAUAUUGUUUGUGGUAUUUAACGUUAUGCCACAAAUGCUGUCAAUUGAGCAUAACUUGUGUUAAACCCUGAAUAUUCCAUGAAGAAUUUCUAAAUUGAAAGCAAUUUCUUAAACUCUUGUCAAUGGAGAAUAAACCUAAAAUAUUUUUGUGUUCUAAGAUGAAAAUAAAAAUGUAAAUGUUUUCCACACUUUAUUUGUGGUUC